Staurois parvus is the source of this 552-nucleotide messenger RNA. The record is from the annotation of a GenBank genome assembly. NCBI's taxonomy places the organism in Eukaryota, Metazoa, Chordata, Amphibia, Anura, Ranidae.
AAUACCGGGCCGGCCGCUCAGCUUUUCUCUCCUGCAGGACCUUACCUGUUCCUCGCUGUACAGUCUUCCCGCGCUGGCUUCUCUCAUGUACUAUGUCCGCAGUCUCUGGUCAUCUCCUGUACUAUGUCUGCAGUCUCUGGUCAUCUCCUGUACUGUGUCGGCAGUCUCUGGUCAUCUCCUGUACUGUGUCCGCAGUCUCUGGUCAUCCCCUGUGCUGUGUCCGCAGUCUCUGGUCAUCCCCUGUACUGUGUCCGCAGCCCCUGUCAUCUCCUGUACUAUGUCCGCAGUCUCUGGUCAUCUCCUGUGCUAUGUCCACAGUCUCUGGUCAUCUCCUGUGCUGUGUCCGCAGUCUCUGGUCAUCCCCUGUGCUGUGUCCGCAGUCUCUGGUCAUCUCCUGUGCUGUGUCCGCAGUCUCUGGUCAUCCCCUGUGCUGUGUCCGCAGUCUCUGGUCAUCUCCUGUGCUGUGUCCGCAGUCUCUGGUCAUCCCCUGUGCUGUGUCCGCAGUCUCUGGUAAUCUCCUGUACUGUGUCCGCAAUCUCUGGUCAUCUCCUG